AUGGAAAAUAAAACUAAUUUUCUUAACUAAUCAACUGUGAGUGAAUCCACUGAAACUGACUAAAUAGAAAAUAGAAAACGUAUUAUUACAUCUGAUAAUAUGUAAAUCGAAGAGCAAUCUAGUGAAUAAAACAAAUUCAUAGAGACAAAAAGAUUUUGGAUACUUCCAUUCCUUUCUACAGUAACUUUUGGAGCUUACUUUAAUGUGAACUUUUAAUCUUUCGUUAAAGAGCAGUUAAUGACAUAAAUGAAUAUGGAUACUAGUGAUUACAGUUGGUUCCUUCUUAUACCUACUUUACCAAACAUAGUACUUCCAUUAGUGGUAGGACCUUUUAUGGACUUAGUGGGAGCACGUACAUGUUUGGUAUUGUUCACAUUUAUAAUUUCACUUGGAAUGUCUUUAUGCAUGAUAUCAAUUAGCGUUAGCUCAUUGGGUUGGUUAAUUUUUGGAAAAACCUUGCUAGCUAUUUCAGUUGAGUGCCAAAACAUCUCAUUUAGUACAUUAGCAGGAAAAUGGUUUACCUCUAAGGGGUUAGCGAUAGCUUUUACCCUAUAAAGUUUCUCAACAAAAAUAGCCAGCUCUGUAUCAGGAAUAGCUUAUCCAUAACUUUAUAGCCAACAUAACAAUUUGAUGUCUCCAUUUUAUCUAGGAAUAUCUUUUUGCAUCAUGAAUUGUUUUACUUCGUGGAUUGUCUUUUACUAUGAUAGAAAUGCGGAUAAAUAGACUACUCCUACACCAACUAAGGAAGUUAAAAAAAGUAAGUUUAAAUUUGACGAUUUAAAAAAGUUAAGUAAAGUAUACUGGAUGUAUGCUAGUCAAUGUUUUCUCAUGUUUGGUGGAUUCUAUGCUUAUGAGAACUAUCUUUAAACUAUUUUUACAAAAAAAUUUUUAAUUUAAACAACACUUGCUGGAGAACUUGUAUCAAUUCCUUAUUGGAUUGCCUUUGUCGUCCCUUUACUUGGCUUAUUUGUUGAAAAGUUUGGUUAUAGAUGCAUAGGAUUAGUAUUUUCUUCUUUUUUAGCUUUACUUUCAAUAUUUAUAUUGUUAGUAGCACCUUAAGGUGAAAAUCUAGUACUUGUUUGUGCUUCUUUAGUAAUAUUUGGAAUAUUUUUGAGUUUUAUGUGCGCUUAUCUUUUCCCCACUAUUCCAUUCCUUUCAUAAAAAUAAACACUUGGAACAGGAUUUGCAAUUUGUUAUUCAUGUAAAAAUGGAGGUAAAAUUAAAAUUUAAUGA
Messenger RNA from Tetrahymena thermophila SB210, 1233 nucleotides. RefSeq names its product MFS transporter. Lineage: Eukaryota; Ciliophora; Oligohymenophorea; Hymenostomatida; Tetrahymenidae. The record is from RefSeq and is a predicted model, not a curated record. Gene Ontology annotation, molecular function: transmembrane transporter activity. The transcript has 3 exons. Gene Ontology annotation, biological process: transmembrane transport.